Molecule: messenger RNA, 2267 nt
Organism: Propithecus coquereli (Coquerel's sifaka)
Lineage: Eukaryota; Metazoa; Chordata; Mammalia; Primates; Indriidae
Gene: USHBP1
Product: Usher syndrome 1C binding protein 1
Exons: 13
Source: RefSeq, a predicted model, not a curated record
GACCCCAAGAGUGUCCAGGGACUCAGGCCUCUGCCCAAGGUGUCCCCACAGGAACAGAGAGGGGUGAGAACGGAGCAUUCAGAGGGCACUGGUUUCUGGACAGCAAUGAGUGCCUGGGCCACACGGCCCCGAAGCCGGCGAGGGAGGCAUGCUACGCCAGGUGAACUGGAUCCCGUGGCCGAGAGUUCAGAGGAGGCUGAGGCAGCCAGUGGGACCUCCAAGCCCAGCCCUGUGCUGCCUCCAGACAGCUUCGGACCAGAGUUGUUGGGCCCCAUGGCAGGAGUCAGUGACCAGGGCCUAGGGAGCAGGACUGACAAGGAGACUGAUGGGGACUCUGGCAGAGGACCGGCCUCAGCCUCUGAGGGACCCCAUGAGCCUGCAGUGGAAGCCCACCAGGUCCCAGAGGCAGCCCUGCAGGACAGAGAGACUGUCUCCUCCGGGACUGGGACCCCUGAUGUGUUUCAGACCCUCCAACAUGCUCUGAGCUCCCUGGAGGCGGCUGCUGCUGCCUGGCGCCACCGACCCCCAAGCUGUCCUAGGCUGAUGGAGGCAGAGGGGAGAAGCGAGGGGGUCCCAGGGCCCCUCAGGAAGCAGGAGGGGGCAGGGGGCUGCCAGCAGGAGGCAGCUUGCCUGGCGGAGAGGAAUGCCUGGCUCCGGCUGGCCCUGGGCAGCCGCGAGAACGAGCUGGUCCGCACACAGGCUUCCCUGCAGGCCAUCCGGGCCGAGAAGGAGACGCUGCAGAGGGAGGUUCAGGAGCUGCAGGAUUUCCUGCUGAGGCUGGAGCCCUUCCCACCUCCCUCCCACAGCCAAGCCGCUGGCUCAGGCAGUGGUUCCAGCAGUUCUGGGGCAGAUGGGGAGCCCUGGGGGACUCAGGACUCCUUCUCCCUGGCUGACCCCCUGCUCCGGCGCCUCCAGAGCAAUUCUAGCACCCAGAUUCUUGGGUCUCUCCCGACCCAGCCCCUCACCCCUGAGAUGCACAUCAUGGAAACCCAGAUGGAGCAGCUCCAGGGGAGCAUCGAGAAGCUCAAAUGCUUUAACCGUCUGCUGUCAGCUGUGCUCCAGGGGUACAAGGGCCGCUGUGAGGGCCUCAGCAUGCAGCUCAGCCAGCGGGAGGCUGAGGCCACAGCACUCCGUCUGGCCUUGCAGUACAGUGAGCACUGUGAGGAGGCAUACGGGGCCCUGCUUGCUCUGCGGGAGGCCGACUCAGGAGCAGGGGACCUACAGGCAGCUGAAAAGGAAGCAUUGAGGCUGCUGGCACAAGAAGAGGCUGCCAUGGAUGGAGGAACACUGCAGGGUCCACAGCCAAGCCCGGAGGGCAGCAGUGUGGAUAAGCCCACACCACAGGAAGUGGCUAUCCAGCUCCGAGAUUACAUCCAGCGUCUCCAGGAGCGCCGUGCUCUGGUGAAGAUUCUCCCAGAGCCUGGAUCUACCUUGGCACCCAUGCCCACUGUGCCCCGUGCAGAAGCCAUAGUGCAGGCCAUUCUGGGGACCCAGCCUGGCCCAGCCUUGCCCCGGCUGGAAAAGAUGCAGAUCCAGCAGGACCUGGUGGACACAAGGGAGUCCCUGGCAGACCUGAUGCUGCGGCUGCAACUGGUGCGGCGGGAAAAGCGGGGCCUGGAACUGCGGGAGGCUGCGCUCUGAGCCCAGGGCCCGGCUCACGUGCUCCUGCUGGAGCAGCUGCGGUGGGAGCGGGCACAGCUCCGGGCUGGCGGGCCGAGUGGCAGUGGCGGAGACAGCAGCGGAGGUGGAAGCAGUGGGGACGAGGAGGAAUGGUCCCAGGGCCCUCCUGUUGUCCCUGGUGGCAUUGGUGGCAUUGAUGGAGGCCAGGUGGGCAGAGUGUGGGAUCCAGAUAAAUUAGCGCAGGAACUGGCAGCGUCGCUCACCAGGGCCGUGGACCUGCGCGAGCAGCUCCAGUCUCUGCGAGAGAAGCUGGAACAGGUGGCUCAGAAGGGGCGAGCCAGACGGGCUCAGGGUGCUGAGCUGAACAGCGAUUUAUGCAGAGCUCACAGCGCCCUGGUCCUGGCCUUUCGAGGAGCCCACCGGAAGCAGGAAGAGCAACGUCGGAAGCUGGAGCAGCAGAUGGCGCUCAUGGAGACCCAGCACGCCAAGGAGCUGGCAGUGCUAGAAGCCACUGCAGGGGCCCUGGGGAAGCCCAGGCCACCCCGCCUGCCUCCCCGACUGGGGGAGACCUUUUUGUAGGCCCCGCACCCAGCUGUGUCUGGAUGUGCCAGACAGUUGUGGCAGGCCAUGUCAUAAACUGUCCUGGA